CAUUGCUGUAUGUAUACUUUUGACCCAGCACAUUUUCAGUAGACCCAUAAUAAAUUCAUAAAAGAAGCAAACUUCAUGAAUGCUUUUUGUGACCAACAAGUAUGUGCUCCAAUCACUACAUCACAACAAAAUAAGAGUUGUAGAAAUGAUUGGAAACUCAAAGACAGCCAUGACAUGAUGUUCUUUACAAGUCUAUGUACACUUUUGAUCACGUGGACUUGCUUUCCUCCACUGUUUGACGUCACUGCAUGGGUGGCUCCGCAGGAGCAAAGUCAAACAGAUCGUAAAAAAAGAAGUGACAACGCCGGCGAAAAACUUCCUGCUUCAGUGUCGUUAAAGUGAAGGCAGCAUCAAGAAAGCCGGAGAAACGAAACCCUCAGAUGUCCGCAGUGAUGCACCUGUCCAAGGGGGAUUUUGUCUGGGUGGACUCCGGGGUCGGCGUGCCCAUCGGGGCCCAGGUGAAGGUGACCGACACCGGGCAGCUCCAGCUCAUCGACGAUGAAGGAAAGGAGCACAAGGUCAACAAGAAGAGCGAGGGCGCCCUGCGGCCCAUGCACCCCACCUCGGUCCAGGGCGUGGAUGACAUGAUAAGGCUGGGGGACCUCAACGAGGCGGGGCUCCUCAGGAACCUCCUGGUGCGACACAAGGACGGCAUCAUCUAUACGUUCACAGGCUCCAUCCUGGUGGCGGUCAACCCCUACCAGCUGCUGCCGCUCUACACGGCCGAGCACGUGCACAUGUACACGGACCGGCGACUGGGCGAGCUGCCGCCGCACGUCUUCGCCAUCGCCGACAGCUGCUUCUUCAAAAUGCGCCGCAACCGCAGGAACCAGUGCUGCGUCAUCAGUGGCGAGUCGGGAGCAGGCAAAACGGAGAGCACCAAGCUGAUGCUGCAGUUCCUGGCGGCGGUGAGCGGUCAGCACUCCUGGAUCGAGCAGCAGAUCCUGGAGGCCAACCCCAUCUUAGAAGCCUUUGGGAACGCCAAAACCAUACGCAACGACAACUCCAGCCGCUUCGGGAAGUACAUCGAUAUCAACUUCACCAAAGGGGGCGCCAUCGAGGGGGCUCGCAUCGAGCAAUACCUGCUGGAGAAGUCCAGAGUUUGUCGGCAGGCGCCUGAGGAGAGAAACUACCACGUCUUCUACUACAUGCUGAUGGGGAUGUCGGCAGAGCAGAAGAAGAUCCUGUCGCUCGGGACCGCCGCCCAGUACAACUAUCUGACCAUGGGCAAGUGCACCAGCUGUGAAGGCCGUGACGACGUGAAGGAGUACGCUCACUUCCGCUCGGCUCUGAAGAUCCUCAUGUUCACGGAGAACGACACCUGGGAGAUCUGCAAGCUGCUGGCCGCCAUCCUGCACUUUGGCAACGUCAGCUUCGAGGGAACCAUCGUCAACAACCUGGAGGGAUGCGACGUCCUCGCCUCCUCGCACUUCGACAUGGCCGGCCAACUGUUGGAGGUGGACCCGAAAGUGCUGCAGAAGAGCCUGACUCAGCGCUCCUUCAUGACCAUCCGAGAGAGCGUGACCAAAGUGCUGACCUCGGCCCAGGCUGUGGACGGCAGGGACGCCUUUGUCAAAGCUAUUUACGGCCGGCUUUUCAUUUGGGUGGUGGACAAGAUCAAUGCGGCCAUUUACAAGCCGGCCCCCGAGGACUCCAGCGAGGUCAGGCAGUCCAUCGGCCUCCUUGACAUCUUCGGCUUUGAGAACUUCAGCACAAACAGCUUCGAGCAGCUGUGCAUCAACUACGCCAACGAGCAGCUGCAGCAGUUCUUCGUCAAGCACGUCUUCAAGCUGGAGCAGGACGAGUACGCCCGGGAGAGCAUCGUGUGGGAGCGCAUCGACUACAAGGACAACCAGGACACGCUGGACGCGCUGGCCAACAAGGCGCUCAACAUGCUGGCGCUCAUCGACGAGGAGAGCAACUUCCCCAAGGGCACAGACGCCACCAUGCUGCAGAAGAUGAACCAGGUCCACGGGAAGGGGAGCGUCUACGUCGCCCCCAAGAACGACUACGAGAGCCACUUUGGAGUCCAUCACUUUGCUGGCGUGGUCUACUACGACUCCAAAGGUUUCCUGGAGAAGAACCGCGACACCCUCAGCGACGAUCUCAUCCAGCUGGUGGACACCUCCACCAACAAACUCCUCAAGCAGGUCUUUCACGCCCAGCUGACCACCAAGAGCAGCGGGAACCCUCGCAUGGUCGUCACCAGCGCCAACAACACGCUGAGGGCGACGAACGAGGGCAAGAAGCGGGUGCCCACGCUGAGCGGCCAGUUCCGCCAGUCCCUGGACUCCCUGAUGAAGACCCUGACGGUGUGUCAGCCGUACUUCAUACGCUGCAUCAAGCCCAACGACUACAAGAAGCCCAUGCUCUUCGACCGAGAGCUGUGCCUGCGUCAGCUGCGCUACUCGGGCAUGAUGGAGACCAUCAGGAUCCGGAAAGCCGGCUACCCCCUGCGCUACACCUUCGACGAGUUCCUGGAGCGCUACAGGGUCCUCCUCAAAACCUACCUGUGUGACCCCCAAAAGGAAAGUAAGGAGAAGUGCUGCCAGAGCAUCUGUGAGUCUGUGCUGGCUGGAGAAGGAGACUGGAAGACUGGCAAGACCAAGAUCUUCCUCAAGGACUACCACGACACCAUGCUGGAACUGGAGCGAGUGAAAGAACUGCAAGCCAAAGCACUUUUGAUCCAGAAGGUUCUACGAGGCUACAGAUACAGGAAAGAGUUCCUGAAGAAGAAAGCAGGCGCUCUCGUCAUUCAGAAACACUGGCGAGGAUACAAGGGGAGAAAACUGUACCGAGUGGUCCAGAAGGGCUUCGCCAGGCUGCAAGCCCAGGUCCGCUCUCGCCAACUGCACCUGCAGCACAAGCGCAAGCGGCAGGCGGCCAUUGUGCUGCAGGCCCAGGCGCGAGGACUACUGGCCAGGAAGGCGUGGCGGCGGAAGAGAGACGCCGUGGUCCUCCUGCAGGCGCACACCAGAGGCCUGCUGGCCAGGAAGACUCUCCGGAAGAUGAAACAAGACAGGUACGUGUCGGCCAAAGAGAGGGAGGCGGAGCAGCGGGCCAUCUUGGAGAAGCAGAAACAUCUGGAAGAGGUGCUGAGGCAGAUGGAAGCCAAAGCUCAGUCCGAGUCCAUCACAGACCAGGAGGUGGACAACAUCUUUGGCUUCCUUCCCCCGGUGGUCGGCGGGCAAGAAGGACAGGCGCCGGAAGGAUUCGAGAGCUUGGAGAGCAAGAAGGUUCUCCUGGAGGAAAUCGACAUCGACGACUUCCCCAUCGAGGAAGACCUGCUCGGGGACGAGGACGACGACCUGGACGAGUACCCCUUCUCCAAGUUUGCCUCCAUGUACUUCCAGGGCGCCGCGUCGCCUGAACACAUCCGCCAGAGGCUGCGGCAUCCCCUGCUCUACCACGAGGACCAAGGCGACGUCUCGUACUCGCUGACGGUCUGGUGGAUCAUCCUGAGGUUCAUGGGGGACCUGCCCGAGCCCAAGAGGCAGUUCCAGGUGCAGGGAAGUUCCUCGCGGGACCGCCUGCUCACCCAGGACGUGAUGAACCGCCAGGACAGACGCCUCAGCCACAUGGUGGGCCCGGACCAGCGGGUCCUGAGGAAUAAAAAAGUCCCGCAGCCGUCCCCCGUCCAGGAGUCUUCGGCACCAAACAGGAAAGGGUCCAUCUACGCAGACCUCCUGUCCAGAACCAAGAAAGCCGCUCCGAGCGAGACGACCACUAACGCCAAGACGUACACGGUCCCCGAAGGCAGCCCUCGCGUGCGCAAGGGUUCCACCUUCACAGACCUGCUGUCCAGGAGAAAAACCUCCACCGUGCAAGAAAACGGACUCCCCAGAUCCUCCUCCGGCUUCCGCAAGCCCUCCAUCAUCAUGGAGGAGCGGGAUGAUCAGACCGAGGUCACCAAGCCCCCCGCCCUGCAGGCGGUCCAGGAGGACGGCAACGUAAUGAUCGGGGAAGGACCCACCCUGGACCGACCUCUGACCUCUCUGGAGAAGCUCCACAUCAUUGUGGGCUACGCCAUCGUCAGACCGGACCUCAGGGACGAGAUCUACUGUCAGAUCUGCAAGCAGCUUCAGGACAACAACAACCGCGGCAGCUACUUCCGCGGGUGGAUCCUGCUCUCGCUCUGUCUGGGCGUUUUCCCCCCGAGUGAUCGUCUUAUCCGGUACGUUCAAAGCUUCAUCCGCUCGGCUCCAGGAGGCUACGCUUCGUACUGCGCUGACAGGCUGCGGCGCACCCUCAUCAACGGCGGGCGAGGGGAGCCCCCCGCCUGGCUGGAGCUGCAGGCGACCAAGACGAAGAAGCCGAUGGUUGUUUCCGUGACGCUGAUGGACGGCCACUCGGUCAACCUGCCUGUGGACUCGGCGUCCACGUCCAAGGAGAUCUGCCAGCUCCUCUCCAACAAAGUGAAACUGAAAGACACCUUUGGCUUCACUCUCUAUGUGGCGCUGCAUGAAAAGGUGUGGGCUCUGGGCAGCGGGCGGGAACACGUGAUGGACGCCAUCUCCCAGUGUGAGCAGGAAGUGAAGCGGCGAGGGGGCCAGGAGCAGCACGCUCCGUGGCGCCUCUUUUUCCGCAAGGAGAUCUUCACGCCCUGGCACGACUGUGAGGAGGACAAGACCAGCACGGAGCUCAUCUACAGGCAGAUCAUACACGGCUUGAAGUUUGGAGAGUACCAGAUGGAGAAGGAAGACGACGUUGUCCAGAUGGCUGCCAAGUACCUGUACAUCCAGCACGGUGCCGACAACUCUGCCGAGAAGGCCAAGGAGGCGGUGCAGGCCUGCAUCAGCAACUCUCUGCUGGAGGCCAAGUCCGAGGCCAAGUGGGUGCAGAUGGUCAGCACAGCCCACGCUCAGAGUUCUUACCUGAGCUCCCAGCAAAAGGCGGACUCUGUGAAGGUGGAGAUUGUCGACUACGCCCGCCAGAAGUGGCCCAUCUUCUUCUCCAGGUUCUUUGAGGUGGUCAAAGUGUCAGGCCACCCUCUGCCCAAGAACAAGUUCAUCGUGGCCAUCAACUGGACGGGCAUCACCUUCCUGGACGAGCGGGAGAAGAGGCUGCUGGAACUUUCUUUCCCGGAAGUCACCGGAGUCAACUCCACCAGAGAGGGUCAAGGCCCGGCCGUGUCCCUGCUGACCCUGAAGGGAGACUUCACGCUGAGCGGGUCCACAGCCGAGGACAUGGCCAACCUGGUCACCAUGUUCCUGGGCGGGCUGACCGAGCGCUCGCAGUACGCCGUGGCCCUGAAGGAGACGGACGAGCGAGACGACCCCACGUUGCUCAGCUUCAAGAAGGGGGAACUCAUCGUGCUGCUGAAGGACAACGAGUUCUCUGAGAAGAGAGGAUGGGUCAAGGGGAAGAACUCCAGCACGGGGAAAACCGGAGCCGUCCCUAUGGAUGCCAUCUUGAUUCUGCCCACUCUCAGCAAACCCACCAACGAGGUCAUGAGUCUGCUCAAUCUGUCCCCGAACCAGCGGAAGACCAUCCUGGCCAGCCAGAAGGAGACGGGCACGGUGGAGCGGGUCGCUCCCGUCACGCUGCGGGAGUUCUCCCUGGAAUAUUUCAGGAAGCCCGUGAAGGACGUCAACCGGCAGGUGAUGUCAAGGAACGCCGCCCCGGAGAGGCUGUGGCUGAACUCCAGGGAGCCCCUCAGACAGCCCCUGCUCCUGGGACUGGUGGGCAACUCGGAGCUGAGCCACAAAGCCUGCUUGGCCUUCACCGCCGUCCUCAAGUACAUGGGCGACUACCCCACCAAGCAGACCCAGAGUCCCGUGGAGCUCACCGACCAGAUCUUCGGGCCCGCCACUGAGAAGGAAGCCCUCAGAGACGAGGUCUACUGCCAGAUCAUGAAGCAGAUGACAGGCAACAACAACCGGUUCAGCGUGGAGCAGGGCUGGCAGCUGCUGUGGCUUUGCUGCGGACUCUUUCCUCCCAGCCAGACGCUCCUGAAGCACACUCGGAGGUUCCUGGAGUCGCGCCGCAGAGAACCGCUGGCGUCAGACUGUCUGCAGAGACUGCAGAGCUCCUUGAGGAUGGAGCCUAGGAAGCUGCCGCCACACCAGGUGGAAGUGGACGCCAUCCAGCAGAACAGCACGCAGAUCUUCCACAAGAUCCACUUCCCCAACGACACUGGAGAGAUUUUUGAGGUGGCGACCAGCACCAAGAUCAAAGAUCUGAUCAGGAACAUCUCCAACAAGCUGCAACUGGCUUCUGCGGAAGGCUUCAGCAUUUUCAUCAAAACCCGCGACAAGGUGCUCAGUCUGAACGACAGCGACUACUUCUUUGACAGUCUGAGGCAAAUCACAGACUGGUCCAAGAAUGCCAAACUCAAUAAAGAUGCCGGGCAAGUCAACGUGUCCUACCUGGUCUUCUUCAUGAAGAAGUUGUGGUUUAACAUCAUCCCUGGCCGGGAUUUGGAGGCUGACCUCAUCUUUCACUUCCCACAGGAAGUGCCCAAGUACCUGAGGGGCUACCACGUGGUCACCAAGGAGGACUUGGUCAACAUUGCGUCUCUGCUCUUCCGCAUCAAAGUUGGAAACGACAAAAGUCAGUUUGUGUCGAUUCCCAAGUUGCUGAAGGAGCUGGUUCCUGCUGACCAGCUGAAGGCCAUGUCCGAGAACGAGUGGAAGAAGAGCGUGGUGGCGUCUUACAACAAGCAGGCAGGGAUCAGCGUGGAGGAGGCCAAGGUGGCGUUCCUGAAGGUGGUUUGUCGCUGGCAGACAUUCGGCUGUGCCUUCUUCGAGGUGAAGCAAACGUCGGAGCAGAACUUCCCAGACAUUGUGCGGAUCGCCAUCAGCAAGCAAGGACUGACAAUCAUCCAUCCGAAAACUAAGGAAGUGCUGGCCAACCACCCGUUCACCCGCAUCGCCAACUGGUGCAGCGGCAGCACCUACUUCCACAUGACCAUCGGCAGCCUGGUGAAGGGCAGCAAGUUCCUGUGCGAAACCUCGCUGGGCUACAAGAUGGACGACCUCAUCACCUCCUACGUCAACAUGUACCUGCAAGACCGGAGGCCGGCACACAGCAGGAACCAGCGCUUCGACUGAUGCCAGGUGCUUGUGGACCACCAGUUAGUGGCACGUUCUACUUAAAGACUAUUUCUGCACUGACUCUGUGUUCCAAAACACGGCUCGCAUGCAUUUGUUUAUGCUCGAUCCCCUCAGCUGUCAAGGCAGAAAGGAAAUGUCAACACAAGCAUGGAAAAACAAUGUAAACAAUUGUAAACUUAACAAUAAACUCUUAAAAUGAAGGUGCAAAAAUAUGUUAGAAAUACUAAAUAAAGUGUAAGAAAAUAGCGCAAAGUGUGAAAAUGUAAACAUAGAACAACCUGAGAACUAUUUUCUGCAGUUUUAGUGCCAGGAAGUAACGGCUGUGUAACAUGAAUUUGCCCUGUUAGUCCUAUUUAACUAUGGGAAGGAAUUUUUACUAUGAUGUAAUUAUUUAAUUAUUAUUAUUGUACUGGUUGAUAUAGAUAAUUAUUGACAUUUUUUUAAUGAACUAUGGAAAAUAAGGAGCUCUGCAAAAAUAUAUUUUAUUUUAAAUGUAACCUUCCUCUGAUUAUAAUCCCUCAACUAUCAAGGCAGAAAGGAAAUGUCAACACAAGCUUGGAAAAACAAUGUCAACACAAUUGUAAACUUAACAAUAAACUCUUAAAAUGAAGGUACAAAAAUAUGUUAGAAAUACUAAAUAAAGUGUAAGAAAAUAGCGCAAAGUGUGAAAAUGUAAACAUAGAGAAACCUGAGAACUAUUUUCUGCAGGUUUAGUGCCAGGAAGUAACGGCUGUGUAACAUGAAUUUGCCCUGUUAGUCUUAUUUAACUAUGGGAAGGAAUUUUUGCUAUGAUGUAAUUAUUUAAUUAUUAUUAUUGUACUGGUUGAUAUAGAUAAUUAUUGACAUUUUUUUUAAUGAACUAUGGAAAAUAAGGAGCUCUGCAAAAAUAUAUUUUAUUUUAAAUGUAACCUUCCUCUGAUUAUAAUCCCUCAGCUAUCAAGGCAGAAAGAAAAUGUCAACAUAAGCAUGGAAAAACAAUGUACCGUAUUUUCCGCACCAUAAGGCGCCCUGGGUUAUAAGCCGCGCCUUCAAUGAACGGCAUAUUUCAAAACUUUGUCCACCUAUAAGCCGCCCCGUGUUAUAAGCCGCAUCUAACUGCGCUAAAGGAAUGUCAAAAAAACAGUCGGAUAGGUCAGUCAAACUUUAAUAAUAUAUUAAAAACCAGCGUGAUGUGGGCGUGCAUGGAGUCGUAUAUCAACAUGGACGGAGCUGCGUGAAAAAAGCCACCCGGCCUCUUCGCGUAAACUUACCUUAACCACUCGCUCAUCUUUUCU
Nerophis lumbriciformis (worm pipefish) is the source of this 8329-nucleotide messenger RNA. NCBI's taxonomy places the organism in Eukaryota, Metazoa, Chordata, Actinopteri, Syngnathiformes, Syngnathidae. The record is from RefSeq and is a predicted model, not a curated record.